This is a messenger RNA of Diatraea saccharalis (sugarcane borer), 2623 nucleotides long. The record is from the annotation of a GenBank genome assembly. Lineage: Eukaryota; Metazoa; Arthropoda; Insecta; Lepidoptera; Crambidae.
AAUUUGCAAAUGGCCGUGAAAAGGACCGAGCUCGAGGGUGUAUGAAAAGUUAAUGGUGGAUGAUUUCGUGAUAAAACCUUGUGAAUAUAAUCAUAAUUCAGUGUAGUGCUGUUAUUAAGAUACAAAAUGUGCCAAAAAGUGAGAAUCCAGUCUUAAUGGUGGUAUAGGAAACGCCUGUAAACCACUGGAGGGUCGAUCGACGAGAAAUUGCUGGCAGAAGGGUGUGUGCGUGGCGUAGGUAGCGGAGGCGGCGCGUGGCGGUCCCCAGAGGCGGUUGGCAUUCAGCUCUAGUGUUUACCACGAGAGCACCAUGAACGAAUUGGACAGCCUACGCCAGGAGGCGGAGACACUCAAGAAUGCUAUACGAGAUGCACGCAAGGCGGCGUGUGACACUUCGCUUGCUCAGGCGACCGCUAACUUGGAGCCGAUCGGACGCAUACAGAUGCGGACGAGGCGCACGCUGCGAGGACACCUCGCCAAAAUAUACGCAAUGCACUGGGGCAGUGACUCCAGGAACCUGGUGUCGGCCAGUCAGGACGGCAAGCUGAUAGUGUGGGACAGUCACACGACCAACAAGGUGCACGCGAUCCCGCUGCGCUCGUCGUGGGUGAUGACGUGCGCGUACGCACCGUCCGGCUCGUACGUGGCGUGUGGCGGCCUAGAUAACAUCUGUUCAAUCUACAGCUUGAAAACGCGCGAGGGUAACGUGCGCGUGUCCCGUGAGCUGCCCGGUCACUCGGGCUACCUGUCCUGCUGCCGGUUCCUGGACGACAACCAGAUUCUCACCAGUUCCGGCGACAUGUCGUGCGCGCUGUGGGACAUCGAGACGGGCCAGCAGUGCGGCCUGUUCCAGGGUCACACGGGUGACGUCAUGUCGCUUUCGCUGGCCCCCGAUCAGCGCACGUUCGUGUCCGGUGCGUGCGACGCCUCCGCUAAGCUGUGGGACAUACGCGACUGCCAGUGCAAGCAGACCUUCCCCGGCCACGAGAGCGAUAUCAACGCUGUUACGUUCUUCCCGUCGGGUUUCGCGUUCGCGACGGGCUCGGACGACGCGACUUGCCGCAUGUUCGACAUACGCGCGGACCAGGAGCUCGCGAUGUACUCGCACGAUAACAUCAUCUGCGGCAUCACCUCCGUCGCCUUCAGCAAGUCCGGCCGGCUGCUGCUCGCCGGCUACGACGACUUCAACUGCAACGUCUGGGACUCUAUGAAGAGCGAGCGUGCCGGUAUAUUGGCCGGUCACGACAACCGGGUAUCAUGCCUCGGCGUCACCGAAAACGGAAUGGCCGUCGCCACCGGCUCCUGGGACUCCUUCCUGCGUAUCUGGAACUAAACACCCAAUCACUACUCCCACACCCACCAUCCAUCACCAUCACCGCUCGCGCAUCCACAUCACACUCGCCGUAAAACGACAGACGGAAACGUCUUAUGUUUUAAUACUAGCGAUGCGCGAAUACAAUCAAAUAUAUUAAUGAAAAUAAAUCUUUUUUGAUAUAUAAGCACAGUGAUAUUUCAACUGUAUCCGAUCGCGUUUGAGUAAAUAUACAUUUUGAAGUUAAAUUGUUAUUGAUAGUGAAAUAUGAUCAGUGUCUGUUUUUAAUAAUUUAGUUUUUUUUUUGUAAAUCAAGUUCAAACUUUAAUCUGAAAUUGAGUUCAAAUUCUAUUAUGGAAUUUGAUUUUUUUUACUGUCCCUAUCUAUCUGGUACACCAUCUAUUCUAUCUACUCUAUCGGCUUUAAACUCAUAGUGUGAUAAGAACCAGUAUUCUAAACAUGGUUUACUUAUUGGUCUUUAUACAGUCACUAUCGGUAAUACGAUAGUUUUAUCAAAGAAAGCCAACAAUAUCGAUUAUGGCUAUGACUUUGUCGAAACUUAAAAUUAUAUAUACCUACGCGAUCGAGCAAGUUAAACACUCCCUACGAUUUGAAGUUUUGACCGUGAACUAUCUAAAGCGAUGCAAAUACAGUAAUCGAAGCGGGACGGCGCCAUGCACGCAUAUAUCGUUGUUUCACAUCAAUAACUGCAUUUGGAUCGCAGAGUGCACGGUUUUAGAUUGUUUUCAGACAUUUUUACGGUCCCACUCCCAUCUCUUGAAAGGGAGGCAACUACGUUCGCUUUGUUAUAUCUAUGGUAGUUGAUAAUUUAUAACAUGAAGCAUUUAAAAUACGAGUAUAGUGGGCGCAGUGUCGUUUAUAUGUGCGUGUGUAUGCGUGCGUGUGUGCGUAUAUAUUAUUUCUACGUUCAGGAUAAUACACAUACGAUUAUAUAUACUUACAUUAAUAUAUAUAAUAAUAUUAUAAUAACAGGUUAGCACUGAAUAUAUCACGGUGGGCUGCGCUGCGAAUUGUUUCUUUGAUUUGGUAAGUUUUCACUAUUUUUGUUUCUUUAUGUAAGCAUCACGAUGACGGGAUUUAAUGUAUAUAAAUACCUAUAUAUUUUUAUAGAAAUCUGUACAUAUUAGUACAUUUGUGGUACAAAUAUUUCAGCAGUAUUUAGGUUUUGACAUCAAAGUGGCGUGGGCCAAACAAAGUUUUACCAUACUAUUUUAGUUUUCAGAGGUAUAAAUAAUCUUUUCUGUAUAUAUAGUUAACUAUAAUACGUGUAUUUUUAAAUUUGGGAAUUUG